Molecule: messenger RNA, 3099 nt
Organism: Apus apus (common swift)
Lineage: Eukaryota; Metazoa; Chordata; Aves; Apodiformes; Apodidae
Gene: TMEM161A
Product: transmembrane protein 161A
Exons: 12
Coding region: 64-1524 (486 amino acids)
Source: RefSeq, a predicted model, not a curated record
CGGCGCUGACCCCGGCAUGGUGAGCGGGGGCCGGUCCCGGGGGGUCCACCCGCAAACUGGGACAUGUCCGGGCUGUCCGGGAGGGCGGUGAUGGGGGUGCAGGUGCUGGUGAGCCUGCUGGCUGCCAGCCUGAUGCAGAAGAUGGCCCCACACUGCUCCUUCGCCCGCUGGCUGCUCUGCAACGGCAGCCUGCACCGCUACAAGCACCCCUCGGAUGAGGAGCUGUGUGCCCUGGCAGGCAAGCAGCGUCCCAAGGCCAGGAGGGACAGGAGGGCGAACGGCGUGACGGACGAGAAGCCGCUCUCCGUGCCCCGGGACAUCGACCUCCACCUGGACACCAGCCCCAUCACCGCCGUGGAUGCUCUUGUGCUGCGUUAUUUCCUGGAGUACCAGUGGUUCGUGGAUUUUGCCGUCUACUCCACCGCCGUGUACGUCUUCACCGAGGGCUACUACUGCCUGCUGGACCCCCAGAAGGAGAUGAACAUCGGGGUGCUCUGGUGCCUGCUGACUGUCUUCUUCUCCGUCAAGGUCUUCUUCACGGUGAUGCGCCAUUACUUCUCCUCGGAGGAGGGGGGUGAGCGCUCUGUCUGCCUCACCUUCGCCUUCUUCUUCCUCCUCCUGGCCAUGGUGGCCCUGGUCAUUCGUGAGGACUACCUGGAGUUUGGCCUCGAGCCCGGGCUGGCCAGCGUCAGCAACAACCUGGAGAGCAUCCUGAAGCAGAGGGGCUGGGAGUGGACGUUGCCCCUUGCCAAGCUGGCCUUCAAGCUGGGGCUGGUGGCCCUGUGCUCCUUCCUGGGUGCCUGCCUGACCUUCCCGGGGCUGCGCCUGGCCCAGACGCACCUGGACGCUCUCCGGAUGGCGGCCGACAAGCCCCUCGUCCAGGUCCUGCUCCACGGGAGUUUCCUGGCACCUGUCCUGGUGGUGGUGAUGUGGAUCAAGCCCAUCUCCCGGGACUUCCUCCUCCACGCUCCCAUGGGCAAGCAGGCGGUGCAGAUCAUGUCGGACUCUGCCUACAACACCACACGCCUCUGGGCCAUCGUGGGGCUCUGCCUGCUGCGCCUGGCUGUCACCCGCUGCCACCUCCAGGCCUACCUGGGCCUGGCCCAGCGCUGGGUGGAGCAGAUGAGGAAGGAAGCCGGACGCAUCCCCGUCCUGGAGAUCCAGCGCAAGAUCACCAGGAUUUACUGCUACGUCUCCGUGGUCAGCCUGCAGUACCUGGGACCCAUCGUCCUCACCCUGCACUGCACCCUGCUCCUCAAGACGCUGGGGCACCACUCCUGGGGGCUGUACCCGGAGCCCCCUCCUCUCCCAGCAGCAGUGAGGGUGGCACCGCCGCGUCCCGGCGGCGAGGACGGGGAGGACGUGCGUGUCGCCGUGGAGCAGAUCACCAGCGUCUUGAGCAGCAUCUUCACCCCACUCUUCUUCCGUGGACUCUUUGCCUUCCUCACCUGGUGGGUGGCCGCCUGCCAGGUGGUCACCAGCCUCUUUGGCCUCUACUUCCACCAGUACCUGGCAGCCUCCUGACUGGGGGAAACUGGGACCUGCCUCGGGGCGCAGUCGCUGCCCGGCUCCUGCUCCCCUCGCUCCUGCCUGGGCUGGUUUCCCCCUUUCCCCAUGGACACAAGUUUGGGGACAUUUCUGCCACCAGCUCUUGGCAUGACAGGUUUUAUGCACGGGGGCUGGGGUGGGCAGCACCCACUCCUGCUGCCCCUCACCACUGUGCCUGUGCUCACCCCACCCCGGGCUCUGUCCCUCCAGCCCCAAUUCCCCUUCCCCCUCCCCAAGGUUCUGCUCCUACCUCUUUUUUGAGGGCAGCAGGUCCUGCCAGCCCCAGGCAGAGGGGGACUUGGCGUGGACUGUCCUUGUGUGGUGGAGACCUGGCAGCCCAGCUGGAGCCAGCAGAGACUUUGGGGUUUGCUCUGCCUGAUGUUUGAGGGUGUGUUUUUGUAGGGUCAUUGCUCUGGCCAGCAGGGUUGGAGCUCCUUGGGGGGGGAGUCAUCCCUCUGCUUUGUGUGAAAUCCUCAGGCCCUCCAGCCUCAGCUGUUUGGCUGUUUUAGAAAUAAAUAGGUGACCCAGAGUCUGUUUGCCAGGCUGAAAGCUGCUGCUUUGUUUGCACUUGGUGGCCCCAAAGCCCCUUGAGGACAGGGGGGGGUCCCAGGGGGUGAGGGCAGCUGAUUUUGGGCAAGUGGGUGAGCAGCAAAGCUCUGUGCACAUUAUUGCACUUUAACAAACCCCACAGCCCAGUCCCAUCACACCCAGGAGAGCUCACCUUCACCCCACCACAGCCUGACUGGUCCUGGCCCUUCCUCCCCUCAGCAAUGGGAUCUUCCCGGGGCUGAUAAAGCCCUUCUCAGCCCAGCAGCAGCUGCAGGGGAGGGGACAGGGUCUGUGGCCCCUUGUCCAGCCCAGCCCAGCUCUUCCCCACCAUGUGGUAGGUGCUGGUCCAGCUGCAUGAAAAAGGAUUAGCAGGUCUGGGCUGCUCAGAGAAAGGGAGAAGGGCUCUGAUCCUAUUUGAUAGCCUUGUAAUGGUCUUAAUUCCCUCUUGCUCAGGGCCGGGAUGAGAAGGCAGCCCUUGGCCUGGCCUUAACAGGGCUAAUCCCAGCAGCCCUCCCCAGCUCCCCAGCACCAGACACAGUAAAUGCCCUUUUGCAAUAAAAAUUACAAGGAAAUUCCCCUUCAGCAAAGAGCUGGGGAAAGCAGAGCAGCACCAUCAACCAGCACAGGGCCAGGAGGAAUUUGGCUCUGGCAGCAGUGUCACUGAGAUGUGGGUGGAAAGGUGCAAGGAAGGAGGAUUCCCCCGGGGCCAGGAUGCAGAGGGACUUGUCCCAGCCUGCACCGUCCCAUUAAAAGCUCGUCCGACUGCCUUGAUGGCUCAUUUAUCUAAUUUUCCUUAAGCAUGUGGAGGAAGCAGCCGGGGGGCUGAGCUGGCAGGGAAGCCUCGGCGGCAGGAGGGUGGUUGCUAAGGCCUGGGGUUGUGCUGCAUUCAGACAUGCAGACAGUUCCUCCCCUGAGAUCUGCCCAGACGUGACCCUCUCAGGCGGGGACAAUGACUGAUAGACUAGCCAAGAGCAGGAGACACAUCCACAGGCACUGAAAUUG